Molecule: messenger RNA, 1247 nt
Organism: Coregonus sp. 'balchen'
Lineage: Eukaryota; Metazoa; Chordata; Actinopteri; Salmoniformes; Salmonidae
Source: the annotation of a GenBank genome assembly
AGGUAUUUUCUUGUGGGAAGCAAUCACGCCCAAACCAAACAUCGUGUUCUGAAAAUCGAUCGCACUGAGCCCAAGGACCUGGCGAUUAUUGAUGAUAAGGUGAGUUGCUGCACGCCAAACCCCUGCUUUAGAGUAGCGCCGACCGUUGCCCUUGUUAUACAGCAUGCCUCAGGAAAAAUGGUGUGAUCAGUCACCUGGUCCUAAGUGUGCAUGGGUGACAGAUUUGCUGAUGAAGGUUUAAGAGACUACUAUACAUUAUCACUCCUCCCCUGCAGUCAGUCAUUACCACGGUGUAUGAGAGUGGAGGAGAUUUGUUUGUUCUCAUCAGAAUGAUAAGGAUUCUGAUUGGUUUGUUAUUAUUGUACAGAGUCCACUGGUGAGCUCCCUUUGCAUCCAUCAUCAUCCUCCCAUCCAUUCCUGUAGAUCAGGGGUUCCCAAACCUUUUCCACUCGGGGGGGCCCCCCUUUCAGCAUUGGGGAACAUCCCGCACCCCCCCUAUGCGCAUGUGCCACCUCUAUUUCUAUGGGCACAAGCACUAUUCACGAUAAACUGUUCACACCCCUCUUGUUUUUGGAGAGAAUUUUGCAGAUUUGAAAGCUUAUUUCCUGUAAUUCUACACAUUUUGUCAUGGGGUGCAAAGAACAUUUUGCAGUUUUAAAGCUAAUUGUCUUGCAAUUCUAUACAUGCUGCCUAAUGUAUAUUCAAGUGAUAGGCUUUAAUAUCUACAGCAGUGGUUCCCAAACUGUGGGGCGCACUGUGUGCUGUCUGCGACGUUAUGUUGUGAUCACAGCAGAAUGAACAUUUUAUAAAUGUUUUUCAGUGUUCUGAAAUCCAAAAGCUAGCACAGAAAAACAAAUAUUGACCAAAGCCGGGGCUUAGUCCCCAGAUGUCAAUGGGAUGUACUGUUUCUACUGCUUGCACCUGUCUCAGCCAGAAGCUCAGUUUUAAAGAAUCCAGAAGCACACUAUUAACAAUACGUUCCCUCUUGUCCCCAGCAUGUCUACAACCAGCAGGAGGUGAGAGAGCUCCUGGGACGUCUGGAUCUGGGCAACCGCACCAAGAUGAGCCAGAAGGGCUCCUCAGGCCUGUCAAGAGCUGUGUCAGCCUACGGCAUCGUGGGUAAGAUGGUCCUCCUUGGACCCUCAAUCCUCACAACUUCUUCUCCUCUACCAGUUGCCAUAGGAAUGGCCAUGAGCCUGUCGGGCAUGUCUUGUCUAGUGAGUACUGUACAUGAGGGUUUUUUCUGA